AUGCCUCCGAAACCCACGACGUUCGAGCUCUUCCCGCGCUUGCCACCGGAAAUUCAGAACCUCAUAUGGGACUUCGCCGCCGCCGCGCACCCCGACCCGACCGAUCAACCCGGAGCACACUUCUUCUCCAUCUACAAAGCGGGCAUAGACAAUGUCCUCGUUGAUGGGAACUUAGUGGACCCAUCCCUGACGAGGCCGUACCGCCUCGGAUUGCCGUUGACUACCGUCAACCCCCGCGCCGCCAGGAUGUCGGCCUACCUCAUCGACGCUGGUCUUCGAUUGGGGUGCCAUGACUCGGCCAGGGCGCUGAAAGGCUGCCAUAAAUCGCUUAUGCGUUGGCUCGAACGCCAGGAGAGCGAAAUCUCUACGUCCCCCGAGUCGGAGGAGUACCACGAAGAAAGGGAGGUGACGUGGGGUACGCGGAUCGUGUUCAAAAGGCAUUCCACACACGUCGGACUUUGGUGCUGGAUGUGUCCGCUCUCCGACCUCAUCGUCUUUCAGCCGGUCGACUUCAACUCGAUCGACCUUGGCGGGCUUGGCUCCUUCCUCCGUUCCAUAUUCAACCUUCCGCGAUGGAUGCGGACUCUGAGGUGCAGGAACAUCGCUUUUGAGCUUCACCCGACGUGGAUCCAAGAUGGGCGCACGGGAAACGAGGGCGCGUUUAGGCUCCUCCAACACGCCGCGAGGUGGCGAGGGGCCAGCUGGGCUGACAACAUCUGGCUCAUCGACUAUGGGAUCAAGCACAUCGUAGGCGCGCCACUUCGUAAAGAUAGGCGACUGUUCGUCGGCAACAGAUGCAGGUUCAUCGAGGUGCUGCUCAAGGACGCGCAAUGGGAGUUCUCGACAGUCGUGGACUCAUACAACUUUGUCAGGCGGUUGGCGAUCCCGAAUCUCGAAUGGCCGCACCGGCUCCGUCACACACAGGAGCCUUUUUAUUCCCAGAGGAUAUGGGGCGUCCUCGCUUGCUUGAUGGACGACGAUGAGUAG
Messenger RNA from Purpureocillium lilacinum, 987 nucleotides. RefSeq lists its product as uncharacterized. NCBI's taxonomy places the organism in Eukaryota, Fungi, Ascomycota, Sordariomycetes, Hypocreales, Ophiocordycipitaceae. The record is from RefSeq and is a predicted model, not a curated record.